Wyeomyia smithii (pitcher-plant mosquito) is the source of this 620-nucleotide messenger RNA. RefSeq names its product RING-box protein 1A (gene Roc1a). Gene Ontology annotation, molecular function: ubiquitin protein ligase activity; cullin family protein binding; zinc ion binding. Gene Ontology annotation, cellular component: nucleus; cullin-RING ubiquitin ligase complex. The coding region runs from base 155 to 484 and encodes 109 amino acids. The record is from RefSeq and is a predicted model, not a curated record. Gene Ontology annotation, biological process: ubiquitin-dependent protein catabolic process; protein ubiquitination. Lineage: Eukaryota; Metazoa; Arthropoda; Insecta; Diptera; Culicidae. The transcript is spliced from 5 exons.
AUUUCGUUAAGUUGGGUUCUAGCUGUCAUUCUCGCUGUCAAUUUGUCCCUUGUUCCUGGUUCUGCUCGUCAUUUUGGAUCUCUUGGUUUAAUUGUACAAUAAACGAUACUAAUUCAGUUGUAAUUCAUUCUAAGAGAAGACAAAAAAAAUCAAGAUGGAAAUCGAUGAGGAAGAAUUCGAGCAACCUACAUCCAGUAGCAGUCGGGGAGAACGAAAACGGUUCGAGGUGAAAAAGUGGAACGCCGUUGCUUUAUGGGCUUGGGACAUUGUGGUAGACAACUGCGCUAUUUGCCGUAAUCACAUCAUGGAUCUGUGUAUUGAGUGUCAAGCGAAUCAGGCCUCCGCCACUAGUGAGGAGUGUACGGUCGCAUGGGGAGUUUGCAACCACGCAUUCCAUUUCCAUUGCAUCUCUAGAUGGCUCAAAACAAGACAGGUCUGUCCAUUAGAUAACAGGGAAUGGGAGUUCCAGAAAUAUGGACACUAGGCGUUUCGGAUUCUUCAACUUGCUGCGUUCUACAUUGGCGUCCUUAAUUUUUUAUCGAAAAAAGAUUUGUAUUUCAUAUGACAAGAAUGGUUUAGAAAAACCCGGAAAUUAAAAGUAUGUAUGUAUUCAAAUCGAA